ACGCCCAAUGCACUUCCGUUACCACCCCAACUCCAACUUCUUCAGCAACACAAGUGAUUAAGUGUACAGACAGAAACACAUACUGCAAAACCAGAAGAAAAGGGGCAAAAAUGGAGGUUGAAUUGAAGGACAUGAUUGAAGAUCUGGAAUCUUUGAAGCAAUCAUUACCUGAUCCUUCUCUUCACUCCUCAAUCGACAAGUUGCGAUUGCGUGUCGAAAAUCUCACAAAUAUGGCAAAGUCGGUACCUGUUCGGCGUUCAAAAGUCAAGGAUAUGAGUGCUGAGGUGGUAGAUAGCAACCCUUAUAGUAGGCUCAUGGCACUUCAAAGAAUGGGCAUUGUUAAGAACUAUGAGAGAAUACGGGAGUUCUCAGUUGCCAUAGUUGGAGUUGGUGGUGUUGGAAGUGUUGCAGCUGAGAUGCUCACAAGGUGUGGCAUAGGUCGUCUUUUAUUGUACGAUUAUGACAAAGUGGAGUUAGCUAAUAUGAAUAGACUAUUUUUUCGUCCAGAGCAGGUUGGUAUGACAAAGACUGAUGCAGCUGUUCAGACCCUUUCAGACAUAAAUCCUGAUGUUGUGCUUGAAAGCUACACACUAAACAUCACAACUGUGCAAGGCUUUGAUACCUUUAUGUCAAGUUUAAGAAACAAAUCAUUUUGUCCAAGUAAAGAAGGUACUGGAGUGGAUCUGGUCUUAAGCUGUGUAGAUAAUUAUGAAGCAAGGAUGGCUGUAAACCAGGCGUGCAAUGAGUUGAAUCAGACAUGGAUGGAGUCUGGUGUAUCUGAGGAUGCUGUUUCUGGGCAUAUACAAUUACUAAUUCCUGGAGAAACUGCCUGUUUUGCUUGUGCACCGCCUUUGGUUGUAGCAUCUGGAGUGGAUGAAAGAACGCUCAAGCGCGAGGGAGUUUGUGCCGCAUCUUUACCUACUACAAUGGGAGUUGUUGCUGGGCUUCUAGUUCAAAAUACACUUAAGUUUUUGCUGAACUUUGGAUAUGUUUCCCCUUACUUGGGAUAUAAUUCCCUUAAAGAUUAUUUUCCAACCAUGGCAAUGAAACCCAAUCCCCAAUGUUCAAAUGCAGCUUGUCUAGAGCGGCAGGAAGAAUAUAUUCUGGCAAAGCCAGCCAGGGAUGCUGCAGCUAAAGCCAAGAUGGAGGCUGAAGCAUUAUCAGCAACAGAAUGUCAACUUCAUGCUGAUAAUGAAUGGAACAUAAGUAUUGUUGAUGAUAGCGAGCAGGAUAGGAUGGAUGGCACAAGUGCAGAUGCCCUUCCCGAAGGUCUUACUCGUGAACUCCCAAGUGCAGAUGAAUUUCAAAAGUCCUCUGUUCCUGGAUCAACAGAUACUUCGGUUGAUGACCUUGAAAUUCUCCGGAGGCAACUUGAUGCCCUUAAUGCUGAUUAAUAUCAAAAUUUUAAUCCAGUCAAAAUCUGCCAGAAACAUUUGGGGAUCUACACUUGUAACUGUACCCUUUGUGGGCUAUGAUGCGGUCUUAGUUUGAUCUCAGGUGUGAAGCUAUAGUAUACAAUACAACCAUACUUUGUUGUUUUAAAAACUAUUUAGGGUUUACCCUUAACAUGUACGAUCUCCAUACCAUAAUUCUUCAUUUUGUAGCAUUGGAUUUAUACAAGGGGAAACCGGGAAAUGGCCAGCCCCAAAAUUUUGUGCUUGCUAGAGACUAGAGCAUAGGUUUAAACCGUGCUUUGUUACAUGGUCAUAACUUUUUUUUUUUUUUCCC
Molecule: messenger RNA, 1728 nt
Organism: Pistacia vera
Lineage: Eukaryota; Viridiplantae; Streptophyta; Magnoliopsida; Sapindales; Anacardiaceae
Product: ubiquitin-like modifier-activating enzyme 5
Exons: 14
Coding region: 111-1394 (427 amino acids)
Biological process (GO): protein ufmylation
Cellular component (GO): cytosol; cytoplasm
Molecular function (GO): UFM1 activating enzyme activity
Source: RefSeq, a predicted model, not a curated record